AUGGCAGACGAUAUAGAGCGAGGGCGCAAAGGCGCUAAGACUACGACUACAACUGAUGAGGAUGGAUCGUCUAAGGUAUCUGUGGGUGUUGGACAGGAGCAGCUUGCGCAGGUCACUGCUCCCCAUGAGUCCUAUGAAGGAUAUCACCGGUUCGAUGCGACUGCGACGUGGACGCCAGAUGAGGAGCGGUGGGUGGUGCUAAAGACAGACUUUUUGCUGCUUGGUUGGCUCUGCAUUAUGUUCUUCGGAUUGCAAUUGGAUCGGGGAAACUUGUCGAAUGCCCUAACCGAUAGUCUUCUGGAAGACCUGAACAUGAACAGCAACGAUUAUAACAAUGGCACAACAAUCCAACUGGUUCUGUUCCUCGCGGCCGAAUUCCCCGUCCAGCUCCUUAUCAAGCGCUAUGGUUUCCGAAGAGUCCUUCCUUUGAUGAUGAUGUCCUGGAGUCUUGUCUCGUGGACUCAAUCGUGGAUGACUAGCAGGGCUUCGUUCUAUGUGACGAGAGCUCUAAUUGGUGCUCUAGAGGGUGGUUUUAUUCCCGGAACCGUCCUUUUUGCGACGUAUUUCUAUAAGACUCGGGAGUUGUCUUUUCGACUGGCGUUCUUCUGGUCGUCGUUGAAUGUUGCCCGAAUCAUCUCUUCGCUUUUAGCAGCAGGAAUCCUUAAAAUGCGCGGGAUUCAGGAUAAGCCCGGCUGGUUCUGGCUUUUUCUCAUUGAAGGGUUGCUGACCUUUGUGAUUGGACUUAUCAGCUUCUUCUUCCUCCCCAGCUCCCCGACAAACACCAAGAGUGUCAUCUGUCCGAGAUCCUGGUAUACCGAAAGACAGGAAUUGAUUAUGGUUAAUCGUCUCCUCCGCGAUGACCCCUCUAAAGGUCUCACACACAUCCACGAAGCCGCCUCCUUCCGCGACGUCCUUGACGCUUGGAGCGACAAAUCCAUGUGGGGUCUAUACUUCAUCGGCCUAGUCGCAUAUAUCCCGCAGAGCCCCGUCCAAUCUUACCUCUCCCUCACCCUAAAGCGCAUCGGGUUCUCAACUUUCGACUCGAACAUGCUCUCCAUCCCCUCCGCCGCGGUCCAGAUUAUCCUCAUGCUCGCGUUGUCCAAGAGCAGUGAGUACUUUGGCGAACGUACAUUUCACUCCUUGUUCGGCGAAUUCUGGUCGCUUCCGUUGUUGGCUGCGUUGCUGGGCUUGCCAGCAUAUGGACAUGACUGGGCACGGUUUACAAUCACGACAUUGAUAUCGGGGUAUCCGUACUUCCAUCCGAUUGUGUCUGCGUGGAUUUCGGAGAAUACAUUCGAUGUACAAAAACGUGCUAUUACGGCUGCGACGUAUAACGUGGUCGUGCAGAUUGGAUCUGUUAUAUCUUCCCAAAUCUACCGCGAUAGCGACUCCCCCUACUAUUACACCGGCGACAGAGUCCUCAUCGCGCUCUGCGUAGUCUCAAUGGUCGCCUUUAUCGUCCAGCGACAAUACCUCUGGUUCCUUAACCGUCAGAGAGAUAAAGCGUGGAAUGCGAUGUCUCGGGAAGAGCAGGUUCUGUAUCAAUCUGAUCAAGCGGCGAGAGAGAAGGAUGGGAAUAAGCGGUUGGACUUCAGGUUUAAGUAUUGA
This is a messenger RNA of Aspergillus chevalieri, 1608 nucleotides long. RefSeq names its product putative MFS transporter. Gene Ontology annotation, biological process: transmembrane transport. Gene Ontology annotation, molecular function: transmembrane transporter activity. Lineage: Eukaryota; Fungi; Ascomycota; Eurotiomycetes; Eurotiales; Aspergillaceae. Bases 1 to 1608 code for a protein of 535 amino acids. The record is from RefSeq and is a predicted model, not a curated record. The transcript is spliced from 7 exons. Gene Ontology annotation, cellular component: membrane.